Messenger RNA from Triticum dicoccoides, 807 nucleotides. RefSeq names its product G-type lectin S-receptor-like serine/threonine-protein kinase At1g11410. Lineage: Eukaryota; Viridiplantae; Streptophyta; Magnoliopsida; Poales; Poaceae. Gene Ontology annotation, molecular function: ATP binding; protein serine/threonine kinase activity. Gene Ontology annotation, biological process: protein phosphorylation. Gene Ontology annotation, cellular component: plasma membrane. The record is from RefSeq and is a predicted model, not a curated record. The transcript is spliced from 5 exons. The annotation marks the transcript as partial.
AAACUGAAAAUUAUUGAUGUAGCCAGCCAGGUAAACUUAAACGACCAGGCUGCCACCAAUAGACUGGAAGAAGAUGAACUGGUCUGGAGAUUAGAGGAGAAGAGUUCAGAGUUCACUCUCUUUGACUUUUCUGAGAUAUUACAUGCUACACAUAACUUCUCCAAAGAAAAUCUACUUGGACAAGGUGGUUUUGGCCCUGUCUACAAGGGCCAAUUACCAGAUGGAAUGCAAAUUGCAGUCAAAAGGCUUGCCUCACAUUCAGGACAGGGUUUUACAGAAUUCAAAAAUGAAGUUGAACUUAUUGCAAAAUUACAGCACAAUAAUCUUGUCAAGCUCUUGGGAUGCUGCAUUCAGGGAGAGGAAAAACUAUUGGUGUACGAGUAUUUGCCAAAUAAGAGCUUGGACUUCUUUAUAUUUGAAAGAAACAGGACAGCUUUUAUUGAUUGGAACAAUAGACGUGCGAUAAUCGAAGGGAUAGCCCAAGGUCUUCUGUAUCUCCACAAGCACUCUCGGUUACGCAUCAUACACAGAGACCUUAAGGCCAGUAACAUUCUUUUGGACAAGGACAUGAAUCCAAAAUUUUCUGAUUUUGGCCUAGCAAAAAUAUUCAGCUCCAAUGAUAUCCAAGGAAGCACAAAGAGGGUAGUAGGAACAUAUGGUUAUAUGUCUCCGGAGUAUGCAUCUGAAGGCAUUUACUCAAUCAAAUCAGAUGUGUUCAUCUUUGGUGUGUUACUCCUUGAGAUCCUUAGCGGAAAAAGGAAUUCUGGUUUCUAUCAGUAUGGAGACUUUCUUAACCUUAUUGGAUAU